Fusarium poae is the source of this 1209-nucleotide messenger RNA. RefSeq lists its product as uncharacterized. Bases 1 to 1209 code for a protein of 402 amino acids. The transcript is spliced from 4 exons. Gene Ontology annotation, molecular function: DNA binding. The record is from RefSeq and is a predicted model, not a curated record. Lineage: Eukaryota; Fungi; Ascomycota; Sordariomycetes; Hypocreales; Nectriaceae. Gene Ontology annotation, cellular component: nucleus.
AUGCCCUCACAAUCAAAUCUGAGAGCUGCUCAGGCCGUUGUUCUUUCACGCCAGCGACUUCGCCGCGGUCUCAAUCGUGAUGCUGCCGGCCGCCGAAAGAAGCCACUGACUCUUCGUGCUGCUGAAGCUCGAUAUGCCGGCUCUGCUCGUGCAUCUAUCGGCCGCAUCGUCAAGAGACUUGAGGCUGCGAAUACCGUAGAUUAUGAGGAUGUUGUCGAUCCUAAGAUGGGGCGCCCGCGGCAACUCACGGAUGAGGAAGAAGAAGCUAUCGUGUGUUAUAUCAUCUGGAUGGAAAAGUCAGGCCUGCCUGCCUCCAAGUGGGAAAUAGAAGAUGCAGCACUUACUCUGCGGCGCCGCCGUGAUCCUGAUGCGAGACCUGUGAGCAAGAUGUGGUACUCUCGCUUCCGCGAUGAUCAUCCUGAGCUUGCGAAAUCGAUAUUGAAGUCGAGAGAAGCUUCGCGUGCCGAAUAUGAGGAAGGCGGCGUUGAUGAUACGAAGGAGUGGUUCCAACGCCUCAGCGAUGUGAUGACGAAGUACAAUAUCGGUGCAUCAGAGACCUGGAAUGCAGAUGAAGCAGGAGUUAGAGUCGGAAUGCUACGAGAUAAGAUGGAAUGCCUCGUUGUACGCACCAAGAAGAAGUCAGCAACAGAGUCGUUGCCAACGCUUGAGUGGGCGUUCAUUGAAGGCGAUCCUGAUAUGCGCUUCGCUCAGUCAGACUCGGCAUUCUCAAGUGCGGCGAUAACGCUCGAGUGGGCGAAGCACUUCAACCGAUGCUCGUGGGAGAAAUCUGCUACUGUACAGAAACGUCAGCUUGAUUUUGAAGAGUGGUUUGGGUGUAAUGAGCACCUUCAGGAUACAAAUAACCGCUUGGUUACUCACGAUAUGCCUCCCGCGGCGAGGCCUGAUGAUGAGGCUGUAUGGCGGCUGCUCGUUAUCGACGGCUUCACAGGCCACGGCUCAUUCGAAUUACGAGAAUAUAUGAUAAAGUUCAAUAUUCUCGUAGCAUUUCUUCCGCCUCAUUCAACGCAUAUACUCCAGCCAAUGGAUAAGAAGCUUCGUGAGGCGUUGCGGAAGGGAAAUCUUACCUUUGGCCGGCGUGCCUUUGCAGGAGCUUUUCAGGAGAUCUUUAAUGAAGGCUUCACUGCCGCUCACAUCAUCUCGGGCUUCCAAAAACGGGCAUCUACCCUCCCACAGACCGACCUGCCAUAG